Molecule: messenger RNA, 1240 nt
Organism: Syzygium oleosum
Lineage: Eukaryota; Viridiplantae; Streptophyta; Magnoliopsida; Myrtales; Myrtaceae
Product: LOB domain-containing protein 37-like
Exons: 2
Coding region: 213-941 (242 amino acids)
Biological process (GO): regulation of gene expression
Source: RefSeq, a predicted model, not a curated record
CCAAUUUCUCUCUCUCUCUCUCUCUCUCUCUCUCUACAUCCGUUUCCUAGGGUCAAAGCUAUCCAAGACUGCUUCAAAGCCUCAAAACUUUCGUGUGAAGUGAAGAAUCAUCUGAGGGGCCUAUCAAAGUAAAAAGAAAAGAAAGGAAAAGCUUCGAGAUCAUCGGUGGUCUCCUCUUUCUUGUUUCUUGAAUCAAGAGAGAUCGAUAAGGUAUGAGCUGCAACGGUUGCCGAGUUCUUAGGAAGGGCUGCAGCGAGUCCUGCAUCUUGCGGCCUUGCCUGCAGUGGAUCGAGAGCCCCGAGGCCCAGGGCCACGCCACCGUCUUCGUCGCCAAGUUCUUCGGCCGCGCCGGCCUCAUGUCCUUCAUCUCCGCCGUCCCCGAAGCGCAGAGGCCCGCGCUGUUCCAGUCGCUGCUGUUCGAAGCGUGUGGAAGGACGGUGAACCCAGUGAACGGGGCGGUGGGGCUGCUGUGGACCGGCAGCUGGCACGUCUGCCAGGCGGCGGUGGAGACCGUCCUGCGCGGCGGCUCGCUUCGGGCCAUGCCGGAGCUCCUCGACGGAGGCGGUGGCGGCGCCUCCCUCCCUGCGUCCGACGAGGCCUCGGAGGCAGGCGACACGUGUGCCGACGCAUGGAAGCUCCACGAUCCGAAUCCGGGAUCCCGAUUCUCGACUUCGAGGUCGAGGGUCUCCCCAAAGCGCAAUAGGCUUGAUGCUGCCGCCGAUAACGCCAAGCGCCUCCUCCUCCAGCCGAUCGAUCUUGAUCUCCGCCUCACGCCGACGAACUUUCAGGCCAAGACGAAGUCGGCCCUCAAGGCCGUCCAUCAGACGCGGCGGCCGGGGACCCCGUCGAUGAAUUCGGAGGAGUCCGGCACGACGACGUGCUUCGAGAGCAAUAAUAAUGUGGGAGAACCGGAGACGAAGCUCCUCAAUUUGUUCACCUGACCGGAGAGAAAGCUUCGACGUCGUCCUCUUCCUUCCUUUUCCUUUUCUUGGGUGUUUCUUACGAUCGCAUACGCGAGUUAGCUCUCGGGGUAUUAUUCUGCUAAUUGAUUCUCUUUGUUAAAUUUUUUCUUUUUCUUUUCUUUAAUUUUCCUUUCUUUAAGUGGGAAAAUCGUAGCCGGAGUAGUUUUCCGGCGAAGUUUUGUAAGUCAGCCGGCGAAACCCGAUUUCUCUCUCUCUGAGUCUUGAAAAGAAAGAGAGAAAAAUGAUAGUUUGUCGGUGCUCUCUUUCUUCUUCUUCUU